Thamnophis elegans (Western terrestrial garter snake) is the source of this 3442-nucleotide messenger RNA. RefSeq names its product RNA binding motif protein 27 (gene RBM27). NCBI's taxonomy places the organism in Eukaryota, Metazoa, Chordata, Lepidosauria, Squamata, Natricidae. Gene Ontology annotation, cellular component: nucleus. Gene Ontology annotation, molecular function: metal ion binding; RNA binding. The record is from RefSeq and is a predicted model, not a curated record. Gene Ontology annotation, biological process: mRNA processing.
CCAGCAGGUUGCGUUGCGCCCUUCUCGGUUUAGCUAGUUCCUGGUCUGAUUUAGGCCCAGGCUCGGCGAAACGGGGGAGGGGCGAGAGUUAGAGUGCUGCUGCUGCUGGCGAGUGACUACUUGGCGGGAGAGGGAAGAAGGGACCGGAGUCAACGCGAGGGGGGGGAGGGAGGAGGGAUGUUGUCCGAAGUGUAACUGCAGCGCCGCCGCCGCCGCGACCCUCCUCGCCAUGAUCAUAGAGAACGUGGACGCGCUCAAGUCCUGGCUGGCCAAGUUAUUGGAGCCGAUAUGUGAUGCUGAUCCAUCAGCCUUGGCUAACUAUGUUGUUGCACUGGUCAAAAAAGACAAGCCAGAAAAAGAACUAAAGGCUUUCUGUGCUGAUCAGCUAGAUGUAUUUCUGCAAAAAGAAACAUCGGGUUUUGUUGACAAACUAUUUGAAAGCCUAUAUACUAAGGAUUACCUAGUUCCUAAUGAACCAGUAAAACCAGAUCUGAAAACUAAUCAAGGAAAAGAAGAAAUCAAAGAGGAAGCAAUGAUGCUAAAUACUGUGUUAAAGAAGGUUAUUCCCAUUUCAGAGACAUUUCAGGAAUCUUUUGAAGAAGACAGAGAGAACAAAAAGAAGAAAUACAUAGCCACAGAAAACGUUCAGAUUCUAACGAGCAAAGGUUUACCCAGAGAAAGAAAAAGAGAUGAUGGCAAAUGGAGAGACUACGAUAGAUACUAUGAUAGGAAUGACUUAUAUAGAGACAAAUAUGACUGGCGAAGGGGAAGAAGUAAGAGUCGUAGUAGCAGAGGGUUAAGCCGAAGUCGGAGCCGCAGUAAGUAGAGGCCAAAAAGCAAAGACCAAGAUGCAAACAAAGACAGGGAUGCUGAUCACAGAGAUCGAGCAAAUUCAAGUGUGAAAGAUAGUGACAUGGACAGUUCAUACAACCCUGUGUCUUUGUCUUCCAUAAACUCAGCUGAACAGUAUUCCACCGGAGCCCAAUGUAUUCCUAGUGCUGUCACUGUGAUUGCACCAGCUCACCAUCCUGAAAACACAACAGAAAGCUGGUCAAAUUACUAUGGCAAUCAUUCCGCCACCUAAUUCAUUUGGCAGGAAGUUCCACCAAAAAGGCGGUGUCGAGAUUAUGAUGAACGAGGAUUUUGCGUUCUUGGUGAUCUUUGUCAGUUCGAUCAUGGAAAUGACCCACUAGUUGUAGAUGAAGUAUCUCUGCCAAGCAUGAUUCCUUUCCCACCACCACCUCCGGGACUUCCUCCUCCACCUGGAAUGCUAAUGCCCCCAACCCAAGGUCCAACCCACAACAUGAGAAUGCCAGGCCCACAUUUACAUCGGCCGCCGCCACUCGUUAGAAUCCCUAUACCAAGACCUCCUUCAUCUCAAUCCAGUUUAAUUAAUAGCCGUGACCAGCCAGGAACAACUACAGUGCCCAGCCUUGCACCAAUGGGAGCAAGGCUACCUCCUCCACUACCCCAAAGCCUACUGUAUUCAGUAUCAGAACGUAAGCAAAUAUUAUUUUCUGCAUCUCACAUAAUAUAUUUGUUUUUAAAUAAAAAGGAAAUAUCUUUCUCUCUCUCUCCCUCUCUCCCUCCUUCUUUCUUAAUAGAUACAUAUGAACCAGAUGGCUAUAAUCCCAGAAGCUCUAGUACUAGUACUGGUAGAUCUCAGUAUCGACAGUUCUUUUCAAGGACUCCAAUGCAACGUCCAAAUCUUAUUGGCCUAACAUCUGGUGAAAUGGACACAAAUCCAAGAGCUGCUAAUAUCAUACAGACCGAACCGCCAAUUGGAAUUGCAAGUAACAACAGUAAUGUAUCCAGAGUGGUGCUUGAGCCAGACAACAGGAAGAGAAUUCUGAAUGCUAUAGAAGGACCAUCUCCAAAGAAACCGUGGAUUGGAAAACAAACUAAUAACCAAAAUAAGCCAGGGUUCCUGAAGAAAAGCCAGUAUACGAAUACUAAAUUGGAAGUUCGUAAAAUACCACCAGAAUUGAACAAUAUUACUCAAUUGAAUGAACAUUUCAGCAAAUUUGGAACAAUUGUCAACAUUCAGGUUGCCUUUAAGAAUGAUCCUGAAGCUGCUCUAAUUCAGUAUUUAAUGAACGAUGAAGCCAGAAAAGCUAUUUCUAGCACGGAGGCAGUGUUGAAGAAUCGGUUUAUACGAGUAUUGUGGCACCGGGAAAGCAACGAGCAGCAGCCCUUGCAACAGCAGCAACCGUCACAGCCGCAGCCACCACAGCUGCAGCAGCAGCAGCUGCCGCCAACACCACCUCUUCAUCAACUGCAUGUGCAGCCACAAAUUCUGGCACAGCCUCCAUCUGUUACAGUGCACAGCAGUAUGCCAAAGGUGGCUAAACCAUUAACUUCAGGUGCCUAUGUCUUUAACAAGGUUCCAGUUAAACAUCGACUUGGAACAACCAGUGGAAAUCAGCCAGAUUCUCAACAUGUAUUACACCAGUCCAAUGCUACUACAGAGGAUAUUCAGAUGUUUCCUUCUUCAACAACACAUACAAAGAUGGUUUACAGUUCUUCCAGUAUGAAGACAGGAAAUAAGUCUGGUACGGGAAAUAAAUCUCAUGAUAUCCAAGAAGUUCUUAAAAAGAAACAGGAGGCAAUGAAAUUGCAACAAGACAUGAGGAAAAAACAGCAGGAAAUGUUGGAGAAACAAAUAGAAUGUCAAAAGAUGCUAAUAUCAAAAUUGGAAAAGAAUAAAACCAUGAAACCAGAGGAAAGAGCAGAGAUCAUGAAGACUCUGAAAGAGCUAACAGGAAAAAUUUCUCAGUUGAAAGAUGAAUUAAAAACUUUCUCUGUUGUUUCUCUAACAUCAAAGCUAAAGUCUAAAACUGAAGCACAAAAAGAACUCUUAGAUGCAGAAUUGGACUUACAUAAAAGAUUGUCUUCUGGGGAAGAUACAACUGAACUGAGAAAAAAACUUAGCCAAUUACAGGUGGAGGCGGCUCGUUUAGGAAUCUUACCUGUUGGUCGGGGAAAAGCAAUGUCAGCUCAAACUAGAGGAAGAGGACGAGGUCGUGGAGGAAGAGGAAGGGGUAUUGUGAAUCACAUGGUAGUGGACCACCGCCCCAAAGCAUUAACAAUUGGAGGCUUUGUGGAAGAAGAGAAAGAUGAAGUGCUGCAACAUUUCUCACAAUUUGGAGAUAUUGAAGGCCUUCAAGAGGAGGAAUCUCCUUUAAGUGUUGUUUUGACAUUUAAAUCCCGCUCUGAAGCUGAAAAUGCUGCCAAUCAAGGUUUAAAGUUUAAAGACCGACGACUUCAUAUAUCAUGGCAUAAACCUAAGUUACCCUCUGUGUCUACAGAAACUGAGGAGGAAGAGCCCAAGGAAGAGGUAUUAGAAUAAUAUUUUAAUAGCUUAACAUCAGAUUUAUUUCUACAUGAAGAUGAUGAUGAUGAAGAUGAAGAUGAAGAUGAAUCCCGCUCUUGGAGAAGAUGA